UUCACUCUCUUCCCUCGCUCUCUCUCUCACUCUGUAUCCAGUUGCUCAGUCUGGAGACAAUGAAGUGAAAAGCAGAGGCAGAGGAUAGAUGAGAGGGAGAGACGCUCAGGAAUGCUCAGGAGUCCAGGCCAGCUACUUACCGUUUUUAGUUUGUGUGUGUGUGUAUGUGUGUAUGUGUGUAUGUGUGUGUGGUUGGCUGAUGACGCAGGCUCUGCUCGGAGAUGGCGUUCGGAAUCCUGAUUGCCUUCAGCGCUGUGGAGGAGGCAUCCCAAUCCUUACAAGGGGCCCACAUGCAGUAACGUCUGUCCGCCGUGGCUUCUCUCCUUCCCCAGCGUGUGUGUGUGUGUGUGUGUGUGUGAGCGUGCCUGGGUGUGUGUGUCCUUGUGUGUCUUCUCCUCCCCCUCUUCUUUUUUUCUUUACACUUCUACUUGUUCAACGAUCGCUUUCUUUUAUCUUUCCUCGUUGCUACUUCACAUUGGAAUCUCUUUCUCUUAAGUGGUGCUAUAAGAGGAGCUGAAUCUGAGCAUAGGUUGAGAGCUCCUGUUUUUGUCUAGCCAGCAUGGAUUGUCUCUGCAUCCUCACAACUAAGAACAGGCCACCAGCAGUACAGGGGUCACCCAACAACGGCCAGACCCCACCCUGCAUGAACUCUGCCUUGAUGAACGCACCCUGGCAGUACCACUAUCAGGAAGAUGACUCGCCGUCUCUCGAUCAGGGUUUCCCGCGGCUCACUAACGAGGUGCGCGCCCCUGAGCUCGUGCACGUGUCUGAGAAGAACCUGUCUGAGAUCGAGAACGUGCAUGGCUACGUGUCCCAUGCCCACAUCUCUCCCCUCAAGCCUGCACUGGUUACCCGUUUUGAUCUUGCUUACCCGGGUGUGACCUCAGCAAACUACAUGCAAUAUCAGCCAUCUGUCCUGGUCAGCCCCGGUAGUGCCACUGUUCUAAAGUCCCUCUCUAUAAAGAAUGCACUGUACAGCACAUGGGUACAGAAGGCAGGUGUGUGGAUCGCUGAGGCCUCUGAGUCCCACAGACUGCAGCUCCUGGAUGAAGGAUGA
Messenger RNA from Labrus bergylta (ballan wrasse), 1057 nucleotides. The record is from RefSeq and is a predicted model, not a curated record. NCBI's taxonomy places the organism in Eukaryota, Metazoa, Chordata, Actinopteri, Labriformes, Labridae.